AUGGAGAAUGUCACUGACUUGUCUCUCUUUAUCCUGAGGGGCCUCACGGACAACGCUGACCUUCAGAUCAUUCUUUUUUUCCUAUUUCUAGUCAUUUAUCUUUUCACACUAAUGGGAAAUAUGGGGCUGAUCGCAGUGGUCAUUGGGAAUUCCCAGCUCCACAACCCAAUGUACUAUUUUCUGGGUGUUUUAUCAUUCAUAGAUGCUUGCUUUUCAACCAUUAUCACCCCAAAAAUGUUAAUAGAUUUUAUGUCAAAGAAGAAAGUCAUUUCAUUCCUUGGAUGUGCUGCGCAGAUGUUUCUUGCCGUCAGUUGUGGAACCACAGAAUGUUUCCUUUUGGCUGCAAUGGCUUAUGACCGCUAUGUAGCUAUCUACAAUCCACUGCUAUAUGCAGUUAGCAUGUCACCAAGAGUCUACAUGUCACUCAUUAUAGCAUCAGUUGCUGGUGGGAUUAUCCAUGCAUCUAUCCAUACAGCAGCCACUUCCAGCCUAUCUUUUUGUGGCUCCAAUGAAAUUAAGCAUUUUUUCUGUGACAUUCCUCCUCUGCUUGCUAUCUCUUGCUCAGACACUAAAGUGAACGAGCUUCUACUCUUCAUCUUUGUGAGCUCCAUUGAGGUAGUCACUAUCUCAGUUAUCAUCAUCUCAUAUACUUUCAUCCUAUUUGGCAUUCUGAAGAUGCAUUCUGCUGAAGGGAGGCAAAAAGUGUUCUCUACGUGUGGAUCUCACCUUACUGGAGUGUCUAUAUAUUAUGGGACAAUCUUCUUCAUGUAUAUGAGGCCAAGUACCAGCUAUGCAUUGGAGCAUGACAUGAUAGUGUCUACAUUUUAUGCUAUUGUGAUUCCCAUGUUGAAUCCCAUCAUCUACAGUCUCAGGAACAAAGAUGUAAAAGAGGCAAUGGGAAGGAUUUUAGAAAAAAUGUGUUUGUCCAUGAAAUGA
Molecule: messenger RNA, 936 nt
Organism: Acomys russatus (golden spiny mouse)
Lineage: Eukaryota; Metazoa; Chordata; Mammalia; Rodentia; Muridae
Product: olfactory receptor 141-like
Exons: 1
Coding region: 1-936 (311 amino acids)
Biological process (GO): sensory perception of smell; G protein-coupled receptor signaling pathway
Cellular component (GO): membrane
Molecular function (GO): odorant binding; G protein-coupled receptor activity; olfactory receptor activity
Source: RefSeq, a predicted model, not a curated record